Molecule: messenger RNA, 966 nt
Organism: Otolemur garnettii (small-eared galago)
Lineage: Eukaryota; Metazoa; Chordata; Mammalia; Primates; Galagidae
Product: phospholipid scramblase 4-like
Exons: 7
Coding region: 34-966 (310 amino acids)
Biological process (GO): plasma membrane phospholipid scrambling
Cellular component (GO): plasma membrane
Molecular function (GO): phospholipid scramblase activity
Source: RefSeq, a predicted model, not a curated record
ACCCCCACAGGUCUUGAGCAGCCUUCAGGUGAAAUGAAAAAUGAAGGAACAUUGUCAGAUCCAAGGCCAGAUGACCCUCCCCAAUAUAAUUCUCAUUUCGUACCAGGACCACCAGAACCAGCUGUCCCUCCACCUGCAGGCGAACCAGGAGGCCUGCCUAUGGGAUACUACAGUCCACAGCAGCCCAGUACCUUCCCUUUGGGCCAGCCAACUGAUCCUAUCCAGUAUCCACCUGGUGAAUACCCUGUGCUGAAUCAGCCUGUUGCAGGUGUGUGGAUGCCAGGGCCACCUCCUGUGCCAAACUGCCCUCCUGGUCUGGAAUACUUAACUCAGCUGGACAACAUACAUGUUUUCCAGUACUAUGACCCUCUGGAAAUGACAACAAAUUUUGUAGCCAAUAAUAGAUAUGAUGUUAAAAACAACCAAAAUCAAGUGAUUUACAUCGUAAAUGAAGAUUCAGAUAGCUGUACGAGGAACACUUGUCCCUCACUAAGGCCCUUCGUCCUCCGGGUCACUGACGGCACGGAGCAGGAAAUCAUGACAAUGCAGAGACCUUGCAGAUGCUCCUGCUGCUGUUGCUGCUGCCCCUCAGCCAGACAAGAGAUGGAGGUGCAAUGUCCCCCUGGAGUCACCCUUGGCUUUGUUAGUGAGGAUUGGAGUUUGUGCCGGGCAGUUUACAGCAUUCAAAAUGAGAAGAAAGAGAAUGAGAUGAGAGUGCGUGGACCAUGCAUGGAGUCUGGUUCAGUGACUGUUUAUGAGGUCACAUCCCCUGAUGGUGUAUCCCACAUUGGCAGCAUUAUUCGGAAGUGGCGUGGUAUGUUAUCUGAAACAAGAGAUGCCGACCACUUUGACAUUCAGUUCCCCUUGGAUUUGGAUGUGAAGAUGAAGGCCAUGAUUUUGGGAGCUUGUUUCCUCAUUGACUUCAUGUAUUAUGACAGUCCUCCAUUUCCGCGUUCAUCAAAAUAG